AUGGAUAACCAAUCAUCAUUCCUUCCAACUCAAGCUCGCUUUCGUCAGACCGAUUCGAUCGAGCCUGAAUUCAAUCCGCCAGCCGACGACAUCGACGCAUUUGCGGCAGAGCUUGCUCGAAGACUGUCGCGCCUAGAACCUACCUCGGCCGAAUCCUCAUAUCUGGAGGACGACAGUUCAGACGACGAGGAAGAAACUACCGACGAGGAACUUCCUACGGACAAGUCUGCCACGAACGAGGAAACCCCCACCGAAAUGGCUCCUCAGACAACAGUGAAGCAGCUGCAUGAACGACUCGACCACGAUGUGUCUCAGCUCGUGCAGCGCUUCGAGAACAUCCUGGCUCUUGCAGCUGCCGAGAACACCAGCCACACAGCGACGGCUGUAGAGGAGAACCAGAUGGAGGUGGAGUCUUCUGCCUUGGUCCGCUCCGCCGAAGAUCUCCUGGCCAUGAGUCGAACCGUCAAGGAAAUGUGGUUUUUUGGCAACCUCGACACUCUCGGCGAGGACGACCAUGAUCGCGAGCGCAAUGAAAAGCUCGAGGAGAGUGUUCGCGCGGUCGAAAAGGCCGUGGACGAGGGCGUACUGUCGAAGCUUGUGCCCAAGGAAAAGAAGGAGCGAGACUGA
Messenger RNA from Penicillium diatomitis, 627 nucleotides. Its product is annotated as RNA polymerase II mediator complex head subunit MED22. Gene Ontology annotation, molecular function: transcription coregulator activity. Gene Ontology annotation, cellular component: mediator complex. The transcript has 4 exons. Bases 1 to 627 code for a protein of 208 amino acids. The record is from RefSeq and is a predicted model, not a curated record. NCBI's taxonomy places the organism in Eukaryota, Fungi, Ascomycota, Eurotiomycetes, Eurotiales, Aspergillaceae. Gene Ontology annotation, biological process: regulation of transcription by RNA polymerase II.